GCAUUAUGAGUCUUGAAAAACUUUCGCGAAUUGGUGUUGGAAUGUAUCGAAUGUGUCUUGGAAAUAUUGAAAAUCAAAAGGCUUUUAUGAAAGCUUUAAUAAAAGAUACUGAUAAAACUAAAAUUAAUGUGAUUGAUACUUCAACAAAUUAUUGUGAUGGCGAUAGUGAAAGAUUAAUCGGGGAAGUUCUUUCAUCUCAAAAUAAAAAUUAUUUGAGUCGUGAGGAAUUGUGUAUAGCAUCGAAAUUUGGUUACAUUCAAGGAGAAAAUCUCGCAUUAUACCAUAACGGAGUGUUUAAGAACAUACCGAAUGGAAACAUUGUCAAAUACAUGGGAAAUUGCUAUCAUUGUAUUCACCCGGAGUUCAUGAGAGAUCAAUUGAAUCGUAGUUUGUCUCGACUACAAACCAAGUAUCUGGAUAUUUUGUUCAUCCAUAAUCCUGAAUAUUUUCUUAUCCACAAUAUUAACUGUUCCGACGAAACGAAAAUUAAAGAUUUUCGAAAACAGAUGUUGGAAAGAAUUGGUCAAACUUUUGAAGCAAUGGAAGAGGUCUUAAAAUUAGGCCUUAUUCGUUCCUACGGCAUUAGUUCAAAUAGUUUUUCUCUACCACAUGAUGACAACCAUUUUCUUCCGUAUGAAAGUUUGAUUGACAUUGCCAAGGGUGCAGCAAAGCGCGUUAGAGGAACAGAGAAUCAUGGAUUUUCUGCAGUGCAAAUGCCGGGUAAUUUGUUGGAACAAGUUGGGUUAAGGACUACUGCAAAAUGGGCCAAAGAAAAUGGACUAAAAGUUUUCAUAAACAGACCACUUAAUGCAUUCAAUAAUGACGGCUCAUUUCGCCUGGCCAGCUAUCCAAAACCAUCAUAUGACUAUAUCAGACAAACCACCCUGUCAAAUCUGGAAACUCAAACUAAAGGUGACUCUGACGGUAUAAAAACGACUUAUAAAUUUAUUAUAGAUUUAGUUAAACAAUUAGAUAACAAACUUCCCGACAUCGAAAAUGUGUUUGACUGGGAAUUCUACCGCCAAUCUGUUAACGUUACAUUAAGACAAUUUCGUGGAAAUUUGACCGUCAACUCAAUAUUGCAACCUUUUUUGGAGGCACUUGAUGCCGAGGUUAGACAUCGCGGGUCUCAACAAGUAAGAAAGUAUUUGAUCGAAUGUCAAGGGUUCGAUGCAUUGGCAAAAAACGAAAAUAUAUCAAUUGAAGAGUUUUCCUUGGAGUUCUUACUCGAAAGUGGUGUGGUUGAUGUCGUACUAAUGGGAAUGACUCGUGAGGUAUAA
This is a messenger RNA of Acaulospora morrowiae, 1280 nucleotides long. The record is from the annotation of a GenBank genome assembly. NCBI's taxonomy places the organism in Eukaryota, Fungi, Glomeromycota, Glomeromycetes, Diversisporales, Acaulosporaceae.